This is a messenger RNA of Sugiyamaella lignohabitans, 882 nucleotides long. It is a transcript of the gene TMT1, whose product is annotated as Tmt1p. The transcript has a single exon. The coding region runs from base 1 to 882 and encodes 293 amino acids. The record is from RefSeq and is a predicted model, not a curated record. NCBI's taxonomy places the organism in Eukaryota, Fungi, Ascomycota, Dipodascomycetes, Dipodascales, Trichomonascaceae. Gene Ontology annotation, molecular function: S-adenosylmethionine-dependent methyltransferase activity.
AUGACAACUUUUGCAAAAGCUACAUUCAAUGCUGCUUCUUAUUUGUCGGCGCGACCUCACUAUCCAGACUCUCUCUUCAAGCACAUCUUCUCGUACUUCCAGAAACACAACUCGGCUAUUAAAGGUACUCCUACCAAAUGUGUAGACAUAGGAUGUGGUCCAGGAGAGGCGACCUUGAAAUUGUCAGAGUAUUUUGAUAGUGCUAUUGGAAUUGACCCUGGUGCUGGAAUGAUCGAGUCGGCAACGAAGUCAGCAAGAAGUGCCGGAAAGUCAAGUGACCAGCUCAAUUAUAUUAUUGGGUCUGAUAAAACGUUUACAGAUAUAAUUCCUGAGAGCUCCGUUAAUAUUGUCACCGCUGCUCAAGCUAGUCAUUGGUUUGAUUUCCCGAAGUUUAUUGAGUCCUCAGCCAAGGUUCUCAAACCUAACGGCGUGCUAGCUGUCUGGGGGUACGUCGACCACGUUUUCGUAAACCAUCCAAAAGCGUCUGAGAUAAGUUUGGAGUAUAGUUAUGACAAGAAGUAUAUGGGACCAUAUUGGGAGCAACCUGGUCGUGGACGUUUAGCUAGUAUGCUUUCUGAGGCCGAAGGACAACUGCGUGCAAAUGACAAAUUCUCUGAUGUUGAAGUAAUUCGAGACGAAAGUAUCACUUUAAACCCAGGAUCAUUUUAUGAGAUGACUAGAACACUGCCGUUGAGAUCUGUUCACGCCUAUAUGAAGACGUUUAGUGCCUAUCAUGAAUGGAAAGCUCAACAUCCAGACGAACCCGAUGUAGUCGAUCUUUGCUUCGAAGCUAUUAAAAAGGCUGAGAACUGGACUGAUGACACUGAAGUUACUAUCAAAUGGGCUACAGUUUUAAUUAUGGCCUCUAAGAAAGCAUUGUAA